This is a messenger RNA of Oryzias latipes (Japanese medaka), 2803 nucleotides long. It is a transcript of the gene slc38a2, whose product is annotated as solute carrier family 38 member 2. NCBI's taxonomy places the organism in Eukaryota, Metazoa, Chordata, Actinopteri, Beloniformes, Adrianichthyidae. Gene Ontology annotation, molecular function: L-glutamine transmembrane transporter activity. Gene Ontology annotation, biological process: L-glutamine transport; amino acid transmembrane transport. The record is from RefSeq and is a predicted model, not a curated record. Gene Ontology annotation, cellular component: plasma membrane.
UGCAAUAAAACCGGCGCGCGGAGGGCUGCUUCCUCAGAACAGGACCUCCAUCAGAACUCUCUGCCGCCGCUCCAGUCCCGGCUUUUUCUUAUUUAAGAUAGUUUUUGGGAUUGUUUUUACCCUAAAAACUCGGUUUUUAUUCUUCCUAGGAGCGGGUUUUUCCAGUCCGAACAGCUUUUUUAUUCGAAUUCAUCCAUUGAAAAUCAUAAAUCAUCGCGGAUCCGACUGUUUUUUUUUUAAUUAAUUAUUUUUUUGGAAGAAUUCCUCCGGACUCGAGCUGUUUCUGACCACCAGAAAGGAGUUUUUAUUUGGUUUUCAGCGUCCGUCUUGCUGCAGCUCAGAAAUGCCCAACAAGAAACACACCGGCGCCGAAAUGAAAAGUCUGGGUGCCCCCCAGGAAGACGACAGCAGCACCAACAGCAGCGAGUUCCCCUACCCCACCACCUUCAUCAAGAAGAAGGUUCCUCUGGAGGGGCCGUACCCGGAGUUCGACCCCGAGUGUCAGAACUUCCUGCCCGAACACAACCCAAGCAAGAAGAAGUAUGAGACGGAUUACCACCAGGGCAGCGCCUCCUUCGGCAUGUCCGUCUUCAACCUCGGGAACGCCAUCAUGGGCAGCGGCAUUCUGGGGCUGUCCUUCGCCAUGGCCAACACGGGCAUUGCGCUCUUCGUAAUCCUCCUGGUUGCCGUGGCGAUCUUCUCGCUCUACUCCGUCCACCUGCUGCUGAAGACGGCCAACGAAGGAGGUGCGCUGGUUUACGAGCAGCUAGGGUACAAAGCCUUCGGCAUUCCCGGGAAGCUGGCCGCCUCCUGCUCCAUCACCAUGCAGAACAUCGGAGCCAUGUCCAGCUACCUGUACAUCGUCAAAUACGAGCUGCCCAUCGUCAUCCAGUCCUUCACGGGCGCCAGCGGCGGAGAGUGGUACGUCAACGGGGACUACCUGGUGCUGAUGGUGUCGCUGGUCAUCAUCCUGCCGCUGUCCAUGCUCAGGAACCUCGGUUACCUCGGUUACACCAGCGGGCUGUCCCUGCUCUGCAUGGUCUUCUUCCUGAUCGUGGUCAUCAUCAAGAAGUUCCAGAUCCCGUGCCCUUUGACCGCCUUGGAGGCCGCGAACGAAACCCUGAGGAACCUCUCGGUUUUUGUCAACGCCAGCGCCGCGGACGACGGCGAGGACAACUGCAAGCCCAAGUACUUCGUCUACAACUCGCAGACGGUCUACGCUCUCCCCAUCCUGACCUUCGCCUUCGUGUGCCACCCCGCCAUCCUGCCCAUGUAUGAGGAGCUCAAAGACCGCUCCCGCAGAAAGAUGCAGAACGUGGCCAACGUGUCCUUCCUCGCCAUGUUCAUCAUGUACCUGCUGGCGGCGCUGUUUGGAUACCUGACCUUCAACAUCCACGUGGAGCCGGAGCUGCUGCACACCUACUCCAAGUACUACAAGUCCGACGUCCUGCUGCUGAUCGUGCGCCUGGCCGUGCUCGCCGCCGUCACCCUCACCGUCCCCGUGGUCCUCUUCCCGAUCCGUACGUCGGUCAACCACCUGCUGUGCGCCCAGAAGGAGUUCAGCUGGAUCCGCCACGCCAUCAUCACCGUGGUCCUGCUGGCCGGAACCAACAUCCUGGUCAUCUUCGUCCCCAGCAUACGCGACAUCUUCGGCUUCAUCGGUGCCUCCGCCGCCGCCAUGCUCAUCUUCAUCCUGCCCUCGGCCUUCUACAUCAAGCUGGUGAAGAAGGAGCCCCUGAAGUCCAUGCAGAAGAUGGGGGCGGUGGCGUUCCUGGUGUGCGGGAUCUUCGUCAUGUGCGGCAGCAUGACCCUCAUCAUCGUGGACUGGGCCAACAACGCCUUUCAGAAGAACGGACACUAAGGGGCGGAGCCUGAUCCGACCUGUGGAAGCACAUUCCCAGAGAAUGUUUCAGAACUCUGUACAGUUUUAGACCACCGACAGACCCCCCCCCCCUCUUUUUUUUAAUGUGCUUUUAUUUUGAAAUAGUUUUUUUUUUUAUAGUUAAGGUACAGCUCAGAACAAAAACAUGGACGUGCCUCCUGCCGGAAAACACUAAGCUGUCGAGUUCAGCCGCGCUCAGGAACCGGCUGUGGGCGGGGCUAUGAGCACCGCCGCUCGAUCUGCACCACUUGAAGGUUUCGCCUCACCUCCUCCUCAUCCAGAGGCGUUCACAACUCCGUUAACCGAUGUGUUUUUUUUUCUUUUUGCCAAAACCGGUUUGUAAAUCACCUGUGAGUAUUGAGAAGCACCUGUAGAGUUCAGCACACGCCUCCCGGAGGAGGAGCUUCAACAUUUCUGGUCGUCACGAAGAAGGGAGGAGUCAGCAGGAGUGAGCGCUCCCUCGCAGGUUUUUUUAAAAAAAAAAACAAGUGGAGGAGCGGUCUGACGGCUCCUCCGACGUCACCAACCGCUUUGUCGACCCUGUAUUUAUGGAAGACCGUCAGCAGUGUAAUUUAAUCUAUUUUAAUAUAUUUAUAUGAUGUAUAUAUGUACAUAUCCGUAGACGGACUGCAAAAAGCUGUUUUUAUUGCAUUGGAGCUGCAGAACAGGAAGCCCUCCAUGUGAUGCUGCUGCUGCGAUCAAAGUCAUCCCACACUGAAGCUUCACAUGAAAAACCAAAACCUUUUCGUGUUUUUUAUACGUUUGCCCCAAAGAGAAGCAGCCAAAUGUUCCUCUGGAGACGGACCACCGCUUGACCUCAGGGGCACGGAGGGCUCGGACCCCCAAUGUUACUCUUGUUUCAGUGAAACACUGUAAAUUCUGUAGCAAAUGUCCAAAAAUAAAAUCAAAAAUCAUCCAGAG